AUGACAAGCAGUCAUGGACAAAAUUUCAUGGAAUUGUCUGCUUUUGUCAAGUACUCUACUGAUGUUGAGAACAAAUUUGAACGUAACCAAAUCAAAUCAAAUCAAUAUGGUGUUAGCAUUAAAAUGACAAAUGUAGUCUGCAUUUCUUAUAACAAGUCUUGGGUUGUUGUAAAUCAUUGCCGGCUGAAAGCCGUGCAACGAAACAAAACCAUAUUUAAUGCUGACCUGGAAAUUAUACAUCCAGCUAAUGAAAUCGAUAUGAGAGUGCAAGUUCAGAAGAAGGCAAACGGUUACAAACCUUGGCUUUUCGAUAUCACAAUAGAUGGCUGUAAAUAUUUGCGAAAACCCAAUAACCCCGCUAUUAAAAUAAUUUAUGGAAUCUUUAAAGAGUUUUCAACGAUUAAUCAUACAUGUCCAUAUGUUGGUCAUCAGGGAGUUGCAGGCUUUUAUCCUACCAUCGAUAAAUUUCCAAACCCAUUACCAUCUGGAGACUAUUUUCUAAUUCUAACCUUUAUACUUUCAAAGCAACGAAUCAAAGCAACGGAUCCAAUAUAUUAA
Messenger RNA from Drosophila hydei, 558 nucleotides. RefSeq lists its product as uncharacterized. The coding region runs from base 1 to 558 and encodes 185 amino acids. Lineage: Eukaryota; Metazoa; Arthropoda; Insecta; Diptera; Drosophilidae. The transcript has 3 exons. The record is from RefSeq and is a predicted model, not a curated record.